CUCUGCUGUUUGCCUGUGAGCGCCGUAUCAGUGCGUGUUUGACUCUAUUACUCGCUUCUGCUUAUUUUGACUUUCUGGAGAGGAGAAGACGCAGAGGAUAACAGAAAUGAUGGAGGCAUCUCUGCCUGUGCACGGGCAGGAGUGCCCUGGCCGGCAGGCCAAUUGUUAGCCAUGCUGCGACAGCAAGAACCCACAGUCAGCACCCUGCAUCUGGUGGCCAAUGAUAUGACGGAUAUCAUGGAGAACUUGGAUACGCGAGAACUCGACAUUGGCGAUGGGGAAGAGGAGUUUGACGGCCAGGACCCUAAUAGUGCAGAAAACCGCAUCCUCUUCUCAGCUGUGUAUAAAACAAUAGGCUUCAAAGAAUCCGGAGCGCGUGUUUUUCUUACUGCGUUUCCCAUCACGGCCAAAAUCCUGGAGGUGGAACGCUUCACUUCUGCCCAGGAUCGCUUCAACGUCACCUCCCAGAGAAGCGUCUCUAAGGUGCUUCCUGCAGUGUUUAAGAUAGAGAUGAGACACGGAAACUUCACUUGGUUGAUAAAAAGGAAGGAGAAACAUUUUAUGGAGCUUCACAGGGAAUUACGUACCUACAAGACCUUCCUCCGAAUUCCACUGCCAUCCCGCAGUCAUGCAGAGCGAAGGCACACUAUAAACAGGAACCUUGAAAGGAACAUGCCAAGUCUGCCCCGGGGAGGGGGUGAAGAACUGGCCAGGGAAGAGCAAGUCUCUAGUCGAAAAAGACAACUCGAAGACUACUUGAAUAAGCUGCUUAAAAUGCCAAUGUACAGAAACUACCAUGCAACAAUGGAAUUCAUUGACGUGAGUCAACUGUCCUUCAUUUAUGAUUUGGGACCAAAAGGCUUGGAAGGCAUGGUUCUCAAAAGGUCAGGGGGUCAUCGUAUUCCUGGGCUGAACUGCUGUGGUCACAGCAAAAUGUGCUACCGCUGGUCCAAACGGUGGAUGGUGGUGAAGGACUCUUGCCUACUCCUCAUGAAGCCAGACACAGGUGCCAUCUCAUUCGUCCUGCUAGUGGAUAAGGCGUUCGGCAUCAAAAUGGACACUAAAGACACUGAGACAAAGCAUGGUGUCCGCAUAGACAGUCUGUCCAGGACUCUAGUUCUGAAGUUCACGAGUUACCGUCACGCCCGCUGGUGGGGGCAGGCCGUCGAUGAAUUUGUGCGCAAGUACAGCAGCAAUUUCCUUAAGGAUCACCGUUUUGGUUCCUUCGCCAAUGAACAGAAGAAUAUCCCAUCGAAAUGGUAUGUGAAUGGGAAGCAGUACAUGGAGGACGUGGCGAAUGCGCUGGAGGAGGCGGAGGAGGAGAUCUUUAUCACCGACUGGUGGCUGAGCCCUGAGAUCUUCCUCAAGAGGCCCGUCGUCGAGGGCAACCGCUGGAGACUCGAUUCCAUUCUAAAACGGCAAGCGCAAAAAGGUGUGCGGAUCUUUGUCAUGUUGUACAAGGAGGUGGAACUGGCUCUUGGCAUUAACAGCGAAUACAGCAAACGGACACUACUCCAACUUCACCCAAAUAUCAAGGUAAUGAGGCAUCCUGACCACGUCUCCUCUUCCGUGUACCUGUGGGCGCAUCAUGAGAAGAUCAUAGUCAUUGACCAAUUGGUGGCUUUCGUGGGAGGCAUUGAUUUGGCGUACGGGCGCUGGGAUGAUCAGGAGCAUCGGCUGACUGACAUAGGAAGUGUAACCAGGACUCUUCCGGUGUCUGCAGAGAACCCUUCUGAAGGCUCUCCUGCUGUGGCCUCUCAGUCAAACGGGCCCAGCACGGUGCAGACUAACGGCAAAAGUUUGCCUGCUGACACAGCGGACCAGCCCAAACUAAAAGGACAUGGCAAGAUCAAGAAGACCCGAUUCAGCAUCCGCAGGCACCUGCAGAAACACGGGCUGGCGCCUGCAGACAGCGUGAGCAGCGUCGAGAGCUCUGAAGAAAAGACCGAAGCGGCACAGGAUCUGCAAGCAGAUGUGAUUGGCCUGAUGGGAAACACACGGUUCUGGCAUGGCAAAGAUUACUGCAACUUUGUUCAUAAGGACUGGGUCCAGUUGGAUAAACCUUUUGAUGAUUUCAUCGACAGGCACAUAACUCCCAGAAUGCCUUGGCAUGACAUUGCCUCUGUGGUUCAUGGGAAAGCAGCCAGAGAUGUUGCACGGCACUUCAUUCAGCGCUGGAAUUUCACAAAGAUCAUGAAGCCCAAAUACAGAUCCCUGUCAUAUCCGUACCUCCUUCCUAAAUCUCACACUACUGCGAAUGAGAUCAAGUAUCAGGUCCCUGGCUGCACCCAGACUAAUGUCCAGGUGUUACGAUCCGCCUCGGACUGGUCAGCGGGAAUAAAAUACCAUGAGGAGUCGAUUCAUGCAGCUUACGUCAACGCAAUUGAAAAUAGUGAACACUAUAUUUACAUAGAGAACCAGUUCUUCAUAAGCUGCGCGGACAACAAAGUUGUUCACAAUAAAAUCGGAGAUGCCAUCGCCAAGAGAAUCAUAAAAGCAUAUCGGGAUGGUAAAAAGUACCGUGUGUAUGUGGUCACACCACUGCUUCCUGGGUUUGAGGGGGACAUCAACACUGGAGGAGGCAGUGCCAUACAGGCAGUCAUGCACUUCAAUUACAGGACCAUGAUUAGAGGAGACUGCUCUAUUAUCUCUCAGCUGAAGAAAGAAAUGGGUGAUCAGUGGAUAAAUUACAUCUCAUUUGGGGGGCUGAGGACCCACGCUGAGCUGGAGGGAAGGCUGGUGACUGAACUGAUAUAUGUGCACAGCAAGAUGCUCAUUGCCGACGACAAUACCGUCAUCAUUGGUUCUGCCAAUAUCAAUGACCGGAGCAUGCUGGGUAAAAGAGACAGUGAGGUGGCCGUCAUUUAUGAGGAUAUCCACACCGUGAAAUCAGUGAUGGACGGUCAGGAGUAUCAGGCCGGACGCUUUGGAUUGAGCCUGCGGAUGGAGUGUUUCAGGAUGAUUCUAGGCGCCAACACUGACUCUAGCAUUGAUGUGACGGAUCCUAUCAGUGACCAGUUUUACAAGGAGGUGUGGAUGGCCACCGCUGCCCGCAAUGCAACCAUCUACCAGAAGGUGUUCCGCUGCUUGCCGUCCAGUGAUGUCCGGUCUAUUUUGGAGCUGGAUGGCUUCCUCUCUAAGCCUGGUUUGGAGAAGGAAGACCCUGCUCGUGCACAAGAAGAGCUUAAGAAAAUUCGAGGCUUUCUGGUGCAGUUCCCUCUCCAGUUCCUCAGCGAGCAGAACCUCCUCCCACCCAUCGGCUCAAAAGAAGCCAUGGUGCCCAUGGACGUGUGGACCUGAGAGAACCUGUCCACAUCACACGAAUUAUAUAAUAAACUGCAAAUCUAGCAGAUUAUAUUAUAAUGAACAUUUCUGAGACAGAAAAUGAGAUCUGGAGGAGCUUCAGCCAUAAGUUGUUUACCCACCUGGAAUCAAAGACUCCAGACUGGUUUGUUUCAUCCCUGUUUGAAGCUUGGUUGUUUAUAUAUUCUAACACUAUGCAACUAAUAUUAUUUUUUAUGAACUAUUCUCAUGAAUUCUACAAAAAUGGUGAUAUGGUGAAGACUUUGGUGUCUUCGGACACUGCUGUAUUUUGGUUUGAGUUGAACAGUUUUGUGCCCUGUAACAUGCACUGAAUAUGUGUUAUUCUCUGCAUUUAAGUGCCAACUAUGUCUGUGUAACUUUUUCAUCUUUUCUCUAUAUGAAGUGCAAACAUUCCAUGUGUUACUAUAUCUUAAGGUAAGUUUUGAUUCUGUAAUAGUGGACAUGAUCCAUUAAUUGUUGCUUUCCUAUGGUACAAAUUGCCAUGUUUUGGUGGCCUUAUUUGUUUACUGUGUUUUUAAUGCUGGGUAUGAACUGAAAUCCACCAAAGCAUUUGUCUAUUAUGACCAAAUUAAAUUGACUAGUAUUUAGAUUUAUUCCCAUUACUUGUCUAUAUUGUACAGUAUACUGUAAAAACAUCCUAUGCCUGGAGCUUUAAUGAAGUUUACUAACCGUUCUUGAAGUAAUGCAACCAUUAAUCAUCACAUUCCAUUCAGAAGUACUGAAUCAACUACAACUGCUACGGUUUAAAUAAACUGUUCAGGAUUUCCAUGUCACUGUAAAGACUGCAGCAUGUGUGUCCCGCAUUCUGAAUAUGCAGCAAGUAUCUUCAACAGUUGUUAGCCAAGCACUCAAAUUUCUGCACUGUUGACUGUGUAUCUGCACUUUUCAAGUAGUCCCCCCCCAUAAAUUGCAUUUUUGCACAAAAUAUGAGUAUCGUCAAGAACACAAAUGAUUUGUGUUGGGAUGUUUAUUAAAUAUGUGAAUUGAUGUUAUACAGAUGAUUAAACAAUGAUUUUCACACUA
This is a messenger RNA of Labeo rohita (rohu), 4347 nucleotides long. It is a transcript of the gene pld1b, whose product is annotated as phospholipase D1b. Gene Ontology annotation, molecular function: D-type glycerophospholipase activity; phosphatidylinositol binding. Gene Ontology annotation, biological process: intracellular signal transduction; regulation of microvillus assembly; cell motility. Lineage: Eukaryota; Metazoa; Chordata; Actinopteri; Cypriniformes; Cyprinidae. The record is from RefSeq and is a predicted model, not a curated record. Bases 172 to 3300 code for a protein of 1042 amino acids. The transcript has 26 exons.